GCAUAAUUUUGGGCAAAAAUUGAAGCUUUGUGCAAAACUUGAAAAACACACGCCCCGUUACCGUCAUUGAUUUCCCUUACUCUGCAGUCUGCAUUUUCUCAUACUUUUCCUACUAAUGCGUCUCUAAAACCCUAAUUUUACACCAACAAUCAAUAUCUUCAAUUCAAUGGACGAUACAGAAGGGGGUUUAAGCUUUGAUUUUGAAGGAAACCUCGAUAAUCUUCCAACUAUCCCUACUGCUUCUAAUCCAGUCCUACAACCCGACCCAAAUGUUGCCCCUUCUUCCGGACCUACAUCUGCUCCUGCGCCUUUUGAUCCUGCUUCUACUCAAUCUCAAGGUCAUGGUAAUCGUCGGAGUUUCCGGCAAACUGUUUGCCGACAUUGGCUUCGGAGUUUGUGUAUGAAGGGGGAUUCUUGCGGAUUUCUUCAUCAAUAUGAUAAGUCUAGGAUGCCUGUUUGUCGAUUCUUCAGAAUGUAUGGAGAGUGCCGUGAACAAGAUUGUGUUUAUAAGCAUACUAAUGAGGAUAUCAAAGAAUGCAACAUGUACAAAUUGGGUUUUUGUCCAAAUGGUCCAGACUGUCGUUAUCGACAUGCAAAGCAGCCUGGACCUCCACCGCCUGUUGAAGAAGUGCUUCAGAAGAUUCAACAACUUACUUCCUACAAUUAUAGUGCGUCGAACAAAUUUUUUCAGCAACGGAAUUCAAAUUUUUCUCAGCAAGCAGAUAGAUCGCAGUUUCCACAAGGUGCUAUUAGCGCAAAUCAAGCUGCAGUCUCAAAGCCUACAGCAUCAGAGUCCAACAUACAGCAACAGCCUAUUCAGGCUGGCCAGGACCAAACACAAAAUCCUGCAAGUAAUUUAUCUAAUCAACCAGGCGGAACAGCUACUCCACUGCCUCAAGGGAUAACUAGGUAUUUUAUUGUGAAGAGCUGUAAUCGUGAAAACUUGGAGCUAUCGGUUCAACAAGGUGUAUGGGCUACUCAAAGAAGCAAUGAGGCUAAAUUGAAUGAAGCUUUUGAUUCUGUUGAGCAUGUUAUAUUGAUCUUUUCUGUCAAUCGUACUCGGCAUUUCCAGGGUUGUGCGAAAAUGACAUCUAAAAUUGGUGAGACUGCUAGUGGAGGUAAUUGGAAGCAUGCACAUGGAACUGCUCAUUAUGGAAGGAAUUUUUCUGUUAAAUGGCUGAAGUUAUGUGAGCUGUCUUUCAAUAAAACUCGACAUUUGAGGAACCCAUACAAUGAGAAUUUGCCAGUAAAGAUUAGUAGAGAUUGCCAGGAGCUUGAACCUUCUGUUGGGGAGCAGUUGGCCUCCUUGCUUUAUCUUGAACCAGACGGUGAACUUAUGGCAACUCUAACCGCAGCUGAAUCCAAACGUGAGGAAGAAAAAGCAAAAGGACUGAAUGUAGAAAAUGAAGCUGGGAAUCCAGAUAUAGUCCCAUUUGAAGACAAUGAAGAGGAGGAAGAGGAGGACAGUGAAGAAGAAGAAGACGAUAGUGUCAGCCAGGUACCUGGACUACCUGGACUAGCUUUGCAAGGCAGAGGAAGGGGAAGAGGAAUGAUGUGGCCACCAAAUUUUCCAAUGGGACGUGGUAUUCGCCCUAUGCCAGGACUGCGGGGCUUCCCUCCUGGCAUGAUGGGUGCGGAUGGUUUUUCUUAUGGGCCUGGGCCUGAUGGGUUUCCGAUGCCUGAUCCUUUUGGGAUGGCCCCUCGUCCUUUUGUUCCUUAUGGCCCAAGGUUCCCCAAUGAUUUCGCAAAUCCUGCACCUGGAAUGAUGUUUCCUGGUCGACCUUCUCAACCUGGAGGGGUCCUUCCCGGUGGUGGAUUUGGGAUGAUGAUGGGCCCUGGACGUGGUCCUUUCAUCCCUGGAGGAAUGGGUAUGGGAGGGAGAGGUGGUAGACCAAUGGGAAUGCCUCCAAUGUUUCCUCCUCCACCUGGACCACCUCAAGGCGCCAAUCGGGGUCCUAAGAGGGAUAUGAGAGGAUCUAAUGAUUGGGGAGAGACAUUUGGGACGGGUCCAGAGCAAGGAAAGCAACAGGAUAUGGGCGGUGGACGUAGUGAUGAGCCACAAGGUCAACAAGGCGUUGAAAAAUAUGUUUCUACAAACAAAAAUGAUGAGAGUGAAAGUGAAGAUGAGGCGCCUAGGCGGUCAAGACAUGGUGAAGGAAAAAAGAAACGCCGAAGCUUGGAUGGUGAUGUGGACGCUGACCCAUGAGAGUUUUUGUUAAAAGAGGUUUCUAUGGAUAAUAUAGAAACCAUGAAAACCUCCAAAAUUGUUUGUGAUGUAACCUUAGCACAAUUAGAAUAUACCAAUGGCUUGUAGUGUUUUUCUGUUCUUAAAGAAUUUUUAGAGAACACACUAAAACCUAACAACAAUCAACAUUCAGUUGGCUCUUUGUAUUUUUACAUUAUUUAUAUUCACCAUUUAUUCUCUCA
This is a messenger RNA of Amaranthus tricolor (Joseph's coat), 2427 nucleotides long. Its product is annotated as 30-kDa cleavage and polyadenylation specificity factor 30. Bases 167 to 2206 code for a protein of 679 amino acids. The record is from RefSeq and is a predicted model, not a curated record. The transcript has 7 exons. Gene Ontology annotation, biological process: mRNA splicing, via spliceosome; regulation of mRNA splicing, via spliceosome. Gene Ontology annotation, molecular function: N6-methyladenosine-containing RNA reader activity; metal ion binding; mRNA binding. Gene Ontology annotation, cellular component: nucleoplasm. Lineage: Eukaryota; Viridiplantae; Streptophyta; Magnoliopsida; Caryophyllales; Amaranthaceae.